This is a messenger RNA of Betta splendens (Siamese fighting fish), 2563 nucleotides long. RefSeq names its product olfactory receptor 51F2-like. Bases 7 to 990 code for a protein of 327 amino acids. Gene Ontology annotation, molecular function: G protein-coupled receptor activity; olfactory receptor activity. Gene Ontology annotation, biological process: G protein-coupled receptor signaling pathway. The record is from RefSeq and is a predicted model, not a curated record. The transcript has a single exon. NCBI's taxonomy places the organism in Eukaryota, Metazoa, Chordata, Actinopteri, Anabantiformes, Osphronemidae. Gene Ontology annotation, cellular component: membrane.
AAAGCGAUGGGUGUGGAAGAGAGAUCAGCCUCCAUAAUUAAUACUACGUUUGUUCGUCCUGCAGCUUUUUACAUCAAUGGCUUCACCAACAUCCCUCAUGCUCAGUAUUACUACGUGUUCCUGUGCUUCGUCUACAUCAUGACUGUUGUUGGGAACGGUUUUCUGAUGUCUGUGAUUUACCUGGUGAAGACUCUUCAUUCUCCUAAAUACAUGAUUGUGUUCAGCCUGGCUUUAACAGAUCUGUGUGGCAGCACUGCUCUCAUCCCUAAAGUCCUGGACACGUUCUUGUUUGACAGGAGAUACAUUGUCUAUGAGGCUUGUUUGAGUUACAUGUUCUUUGUGUGGUUCUUUGCCUUUGUACAGUCGUGGACACUUGUCACUAUGGCCUAUGACAGGUUUGUAGCCAUUUGCUUUCCUCUGAGGUACCACAGUAUUGUGACUAAACCAGCCGUUGCUGUGAUGCUGCUGUUGACAUGGGCAGCUGUAUUAAGCUUGGUAGCGUGCAUGGCUGGACUACUGGACCGUCUGUCCUUCUGUGGGUCUUUGGUGAUACAAAGUUUUUACUGUGACCAUGGACCAAUAUAUCGUCUGGGUUGUAAUGAUUUUUCUGCCAAUUAUAAUGUUGCAUAUGUCGCCCUAAUCACAACUGUUUUUUUGCCUUUGACAUUAAUAGCACUGACCUACGUCUGCAUUGCUGUUGCUCUGAGCAGAAUAGCAUCAGGAGCAGAACGACUCAAAGCUCUGAAAACUUGUACUUCCCACCUGAUUCUUGUUGCCAUUUUCUUUCUACCACUCAUGGCCACAAACCUGGCUGUUAUGACGUCCUACCUUCACCCUAAUACCAGGAUCAUCAACUCCACUUUGACACACACUGUACCAGCUCUGCUCAACCCCAUCAUCUACUCUUUAAAGACUGAAGAAGUGAUGAAGUCUAUUAAAAAGCUUUGGAAAAGCAUCAGAUCUAAUAUUAUAAUUUCAACUAUACUUUGAACUUAUUAACGACUGUUCGUAGUUACACAUACAGUAUGACUAUAUUCUGUAACUGAUUUAAAAACUUCUUAUUUAUAACCGUUAAGUCUAUUGUGAUACCUUGAAUUUUUUAAAUUUUACUGUUAAAUUAACCAUAUGAUAAACUUCCUUUGCUGAAUUAAAGAUGUGGAUUAUUCCGACUAAUUCUAGUAACUGUCUCUGUCUCCUCAGUGUGGAAUCCAAGUUUAAAGUCAUGAAGUGAUCACCCCCUUUUGGUCUAAGUUAUCGCAUAGAGACUGUGCCUGCUCCCCGACAACCUAAACUAUACAAAUCACAAACAAAUCAAAGAGGAGUCAUUUACCAGAGUUUGAUAAUUCUUCCCUAAAAAAACAAAGUAACGAUAACUUAAUUAAACGUGGUUUAAUAAAUAUCUGAUCUCUAAUCUCUGUUUUUAAAUGGCGUGAUAAGUGACCAUCACGUAGAUCUGUUCCAUCUCACUGACACCCGGCUGCUGCAGAAUGAACAUGUCAGGAUAGGAUGACUUUAUUUAUUCUACGAUAAAUAAUUGUUUACUUUGCAGCAGCUACAGACAACCACCAAAACAAUAGACCAUAACAGGACAAAGAGCAAUAACAAACUUAUAGUAGUACUUACUGAAGUUAAUUCAAAUGAGGAGUGGAGUGGGAGGGGUUCUCCAUGAUGGAUGUUAGUUUAGCCAACAUCCUUCUGUCCGCCACCUCCUCCAUGGACUCCAGUGUGCAGGCCAGGACAGAGCCGGCUUUCUGAACCUUGCUGAGUCUCUUCCUGUUUCUGCCUGAACUGCCCCCAGUCCAGUUUGUUCUUCAGGAGAACAGCCAUCACUGUUGCUCGGCUGCUCAUCCAUAAGUCGUUAUGACUUGGCUUCUAUGCCACCAGGGGGCAAUUGAGUUUCUGUUGGGUUUGUGUCUUCCUGGGUUAAGACAUCUUUUCCUGUUUGUAAUUAGUUCAUUGUUGUCACCUGUUUGUACUUGUAUUUGAAGCUUUAGUUUGUGCACUGUCUUUGUCUGUUUUUUGCUGAUGUUACGUGAAUCUUGGCCUCUUGUUCCAGCCUUGUGUUCCUGUCCUCUCCUGUCCUGUCCUGUCCUGUCUUGUCUUAAUUCAAGGUCUGUGCAGAUCAUCUGUUGCCCUUGUAUUUGUUACAUGUUUCUGGUUUUGAGUUAUUAAUUAUUUUUUCGUCCACUGCAGUGAUUUUUAGUUCAAUCAUUUGUGCGUAUUAGAGCCAUUAUCUUAUCCUGCUUGUAGCAGUGCCUUGAGUUUAUCUACAUGCUUGUGUUUAUUUAGUUAUUAAUAAACUGUUUGUUUUCAUGAGUUUGUCCCUGGUCUUGCAUUUUGGUCCUCCACUCCAGUCUUGUUAGUAUGCAGCCUGUUUUCUCCCAAUCUUAGUGAUGUCACAGUCUGGACUUUUUGGUUGCCAUUUCCUGUUUUACUUUGACAUCUCCUGUUUUGUUUCUGCCAGUCAGUCAUGUGUUCCACCACCUGUUCCGUGUUAGUAAUCAGCCUGUGCAUAUAGUCACCAGUACUGACCUUAGUUCCCGGCCAGAUUGUUUGCUCAUAC